AUGGUCAAGACAACAGAGGCAACGCAAGCACAAGAACUGGAUGCAGCAGAGAAGCACUUCGCGAGUAUCAUGCUGGGGACCCUACGGAAGCUAACUCGCAGAUGCAAAGCGAGUUGCGACACUUUGCGGAAGUCCGAGUGUGUGCAGGAGCUCACGACUGUCGUAGAGAAGGUAACUUUCGGCAAAGACAUCACAGUGCAGACGAAGUUGGAGGAUGCGCGUUUCCAGAUGCUGAAGGCAUACAACAAGGACCACCCCUCCGAAGCGACCUGGGAAAUGACGACCCAGCAUGUCUUCGACCACUUUGAGUACCUGCUUAAGAAAGAAAGAGAAGAGGAGGAGGAAGCCAAGAAUGCAUAUCGAAAAACGCACCAGCUGGUCCAGUUGAAGAAGAUGGAGAGGACCACAGAGAUCGCCAAUCAGGGCUGCUGCGCCUGUGAGGUCGCCGUGCCGGGCAAGCGGCCAGUCAUGGGCAAAUACCCAACGACCACGACUUUCUGUGCUGCCAGCGACUGCACGCAGUACACAGGCCUAUCAAACAAGCCUGCCUGCUACCAGGUGCCGGACAUCUUCUGUGGCAUCCCACCGGAAGCAUGCCGCUAUGUGCCACCUUGCGGUGUCCAAAGCUUCACGAGCCGUGUCGGUACUUUCACGAUCACACGAGGUCGUUCUGGCUUACGUGCUGGCCGAUAUGCUUGGCUUGACCAAGGAUCCUUUGUUGCUGAAGUUCAUGUCGCAAAGUGCCGAGCGUGA
Symbiodinium sp. CCMP2456 is the source of this 753-nucleotide messenger RNA. NCBI's taxonomy places the organism in Eukaryota, Dinophyceae, Suessiales, Symbiodiniaceae. The record is from the annotation of a GenBank genome assembly.